AUAUACAACUCAAUUGAAAGACACCUGCAAUAAGUGUUAUUAUGAGUACACACAGAAAAUACAUACCGGAUCUUUUGAUCAUGACAAAAGACACCGAUCCGGAUCUUCGUUUUAUGGCAUUAAACGAUCUUGAAAAGGAGAUGACUAAUUCGUCUGUCAAUGUAAGUUGCAACCAAAUACUUGCAUACUCGGAGAUUCUAUUGAAAUGCUUAGACGAUGAAUUUUCAGAAGUGAGAACACAAUCACUCAAAUGCUUUGAAUCGGUUUCUUUCAUAUUAGGUCAGGAUAUUUUGCCGUUGAUCAGAGAGUUAUCGAAGAAAAAGCCAAAAAAAAUAUCUAUCACCUCAACUAUUUAUACAAUGGCAUUGCACAACAUAUUGAAAAACCUGCCACCCAAUGAGGAGCUUUAUACAUCUGUUGUAGGUAUACUUCUUCCCGAACUACUGGAAAAUAAGCGGCGAUUUUUUACUGAGAUCGAUUAUAUCGAAAUUCUGAACGAUAUAGCCACCUAUAUUGGCAAUUCCAUGACCAAGAAGCAAAUUUCUGAUACGCUAUCAUUUCUCAAUGAUGCAGCUUUUAAUGCAGAUACUAUAAUUGCAAAAAAGUCGAUUUUGGCAUGCAAUGUCUUGGUUAAAAACAUCGAUGAUGACUUGACCAUUUCUGCAUUUAUAGAUAACCUUGCUGAGAUGUAUGAACGCUCAAAGAACUCAAUAGAAGGAAAAAUAACGUUUUUGUCUAUAUUUGCUGCAGCUGUGUCUGGAAAUCCAGGUUUGAUGUCGAAUCAUAUUACACAAAUUUGGGAUUUUCUUGUUCAAUGUCUACAAAUCAACGAGAUUCAAAAAAUCGACGAUGAUUAUGAAGCUCAACAGAAAUUUGAUAUGCUCAGGCUAGAAUCCAUGAAAGUCUUGGUAAAAGUAUUUACCUUCUGCAAAGGGGAGAGCGUUGAUACAUUGGUUGUGGAUGCAUUGUCAAUAUGUCAGCUUUUCGUUUCCUACAAUCCCUACAAAGCUGGGGAAGCCAAUUUCGAGGAGGACGAUGAAUCAUUGAAUGAUGACGAAGCUGAGAGUGAAUACACUGAUGACGAUUAUAGUGAUUAUCAGCAAGAUGAUGACGAUGAUGAUAACGAUGAUUUUUCGUGGAAGUUGAGGGUAGAAUCAUUUUCACUUUUAACUUCCAUCAUACAGAACUUUCCUAUUAAGUUACCGCUUAUUUUCAAAUAUAACUUCAACUCUUUGUUGAAUAGGUUAACAAAGGAGACAAAUAAAGUAGUACUUACCGCACUUGUUGAAACUUUGGCAUACAUAUUUGAAUCUUCAAGUAGUGAAGGUGUAUACUACAGUCUAUUAUCCUCAAAAACGAUGGCUGAAACUACAACUGGCAGAAGAUUCAGUGACGUAAGUAUGCAAACAGAUGAAGACCCGUACACUGUAUUGCUUGGACAGAGCAAUCAAGUUUGUGAUUACGUCGCAGAGUUCACCGAGAAAAAUCAAACUGUUGCAAUUGAAAGAAUGGAUUUAACGCUAAAACUGUUGGCGAAGUUAACGAUUGCAUUAGGUGGGCUAGAUCCAAAGUAUAUUCAACUGUACGUUGUCUCCUUAAAUAAGGUAUGGACCAGUUUGGUGGGCACUCCUGAGGCAUUUUGUUUUUUUUCAGCACUACUAAAAUACGAUUCACUUGAGAGCUUUGGAAAUGGUUUGCCUUGCUUGAUUGAAUACCUGAAAUUUUGCCUCUCGAAUGAUACAAAUCAUAGACUAGUUAUCGAUGGCUUAAAUCUCGUUAAUGAAAUUUUCGAUAAACAUUUAUCAGAAUGUCCUUCGAGACAGGAAAUAAUGGCACAGCUGGUAAACUCAUUCACCGGUCAGCUAUUGGAAAAAAUAAGCAAUAAAACGUUGUCCACUGAGAUUAGGUUGCAGUCGCUGAGUGCUAUUGUUUCUUUGAGUUGUAAAAUUUCUAUGGAAACUGAUAAAAAACAUCAAAUUUUAGAAAUGUUCACGCAAACUAUCUCAACUGAGGUUUUAGCCUACAAUACUUUGAAUGCAAUUGCCAAAGUAGUUAAAGCAAGUAAAAUUUUAGAUGCGGUUACUUCUGGCUGGGUAAAGACGAUCUUGGAUUAUGCACUCGAAUAUUUGAGCAUGUCAGAAUUCAAUAAUGCGUCAUUAAAAGUCAUCAAAGAGUUUUCUCAGGCACAAUUGUUAGAUCUUGAAGAUGGCCAAAGAAUUCUUUACUAUCUAGGCAAACUACACUCUGAGAAGAUGUCAAGUUCUUCAAAUUGUGUUGAUAUUGGAAUAAUUAUGGCUCAGGUCCUGAAAAGAGUCAACGUCGCCAAUGAUCUAAAACUUACAGUAUCUAUUGUCGUUGAUUUAUGUGCGUACGAUAAGGUUGAUGAUGUUUUGCCAGCUUUAAUGAGCCAGCUUUUGAAGCAAAAUUCAGAAGAAAAUUUAACCCAAUUGAUUCAACAAUUUGGUAAAACUACAGAUUUCAAAAUUUCCAAAAUGUUGGCAGUUUUGACGGUUGUAUCUCAGAACGAUAUAUCAAUUGGAAACAUUCUUGAAAAUCUCAAAAAUGGGAGAGAUCUAUAUUUCUCUCUCAUCUUCCUCAACCAAGUGUCUAAGUCGAUUGAUUUAAAUAUUGGUUUAGAACCAUUUUUAAUGCUAUUCUCAUCUCAAAAACAAAAUAUAGUCAACAUGUCGGUCAAAACUGUGUCUACGAUUGUCUCCAAACACUCAGCGAAAUAUCUACGUGAAUUUUUGAAUUAUCUGAGACAGACGACGUUUUUGACACCUUCAUCCAAAUGUUUAGCAUUGAUAUUAAAUAAUAUACACGUGACUAAUGAAGAAGCAGGAGAAAUUCUUCAGAUUAUUGUUGAAAUAGAAAAGGGCUUAACUAUUAAAGUGGAAGAGAAUACAGGUUACGAGAAUGUUGCAAGUUGUCUAAGUAAUUUAAUUGUUGAAUAUGGCCUACUUGAAAGCAUACUUUCUAUUCUGGCUGAGUCCCAGCCUUCUAUAAGCAACCUAGCCAUCACAAUUGGAAGUACACCUAAAUUUACAUUUACUAACGAGACAUUUUUAGAGGAAACUAGUCUUCAAUUAUUGGUCAGAUAUGCUGAGCAAACAACCAGUAACUAUAUUUUCAGCAAUAGUCUAAUGUUUAAAGAAGCUGGAAUAUCCAACCUCAAUCUAUUUAUGAGCAAAAAGGCCAAUAUCGCGAUCUCAUUAAUGACUAAGAUGAUACCGAAUAUUAUGGAAAGUGAAAUAAAGGCUAACAAAGAAUAUAUUCGCACUCAAUUUAUAGGGCCAUACAAACACAAAAUUGACGACGGAUUAAAUUACCGUAAACAAAUAUUUGAGUCUAUCUACUAUCUUUUCAAAACAUUAGAAGAUAAUAAGAGUUUGGUGUUUUUGUGCAAUGUAAAAUGGGCAUUGUACUUCAACAAAUUUUUUGAAUGCGGUAUAAAGGAUGAUCAAUCUAUCGCAUCUGUCUGUUUGCUUACAACGCUCAAACUUUUUGAGAGAGAGCCUUACAUUUUUGGUCAAGACAUAGGCGAUGUUGACAUUUUCGAAGGUUUCAUUACUCGGAAUCGUAAAGCUUUGAGUAAAAAGAUCGCAGAUAACGCGGUCAAACAAGACAUCGAGAAACAAAACAACUUGAUAAAAAUGAUAAUACGAUUCCUAAAAAAGACAGAUUUGUUGAUUGAAAAUAACAAGCUUGUUUUGGGUGGUAAUCAGAGAUCUACAUGGAAGGCGUUCAUCAAUGAAGUUAGAUCAAAGUUUCCUAUCUUCAAUGCUGAAGAUUAGUAAAUUUUUAUGACACCAAAUUUUUUUCAACACAGCGAAUCCAUUAGUCCAUUCCAAAAAAUGUUCGAACUUGCAUCUCUAUGUAACAUGUAUAAAAAAUGUUUCUCCACUACUAAAGUGAGUAGCGUGCACAAUGUAAUACAUAUAAUUUAGGUUGAUAAAGUCG
This is a messenger RNA of Pichia membranifaciens NRRL Y-2026, 3960 nucleotides long. RefSeq lists its product as hypothetical. Gene Ontology annotation, cellular component: nucleus. NCBI's taxonomy places the organism in Eukaryota, Fungi, Ascomycota, Pichiomycetes, Pichiales, Pichiaceae. Gene Ontology annotation, biological process: SCF complex assembly; protein ubiquitination. Bases 81 to 3794 code for a protein of 1237 amino acids. The transcript has a single exon. The record is from RefSeq and is a predicted model, not a curated record.